Brassica napus (rape) is the source of this 2101-nucleotide messenger RNA. Its product is annotated as cytochrome P450 86A4-like. NCBI's taxonomy places the organism in Eukaryota, Viridiplantae, Streptophyta, Magnoliopsida, Brassicales, Brassicaceae. Gene Ontology annotation, molecular function: monooxygenase activity; oxidoreductase activity, acting on paired donors, with incorporation or reduction of molecular oxygen; heme binding. Bases 292 to 1905 code for a protein of 537 amino acids. The record is from RefSeq and is a predicted model, not a curated record. The transcript is spliced from 2 exons.
CGCUGCAAAAUUAGGUACUAGCAAAGCAUAAAACACACCACUUUACCACUUCUUGAUAUCCAAAACUGAAAAACCCUCUCAUUAUACACAUAAAUAGCUAUAACUCAACGAGAACCGCGAUAUCAUAAUGAGUGUUUGAAUCUGAUAGUUACGAGUGAGAAGAUUGUAAAUAAGUGAGAGAAGCUCCUUUCCUCCCUAUAAAUUUCCCCGGAAAGUUCAUUCAUUCCCAUCCUAACUUCAUCUUUUCACUUCUCAUCUCAAUCACCACAUUCAUAUUAAUCAAAGAGCUAUAUGGAAAUAUCCAAUGUGAUGCUUCUUGUAGCGAUCGUUGCAGCGUAUUGGUUAUGGUACAAGAGGAUCUCACGGUGGCUAAAAGGUCCACGUGUGUGGCCUGUAUUCGGCAGUCUCCCUGGUCUGAUAGAGCAGCGUGACAGGAUGCAUGAAUGGAUCACCGAGAACCUCCGUGCGUGCGGCGGUACUUACCAGACUUGUAUCUGUGCAGUGCCUUUCUUGGCAAAGAAGCAAGGCCUCGUGACUGUCACGUGUGACCCGAGGAAUCUUGAACACAUGCUCAAGACCCGGUUUGAUAAUUAUCCUAAAGGUCCAACGUGGCAAUCCGUCUUCCACGACCUUCUCGGUCAAGGUAUUUUCAACUCCGACGGUGACAUUUGGCUAUUCCAACGCAAAACCGCUGCUCUUGAAUUCACAACAAGAACGUUGCGGCAAGCCAUGGGAAGGUGGGUAAACCGAGGAAUUAAGCUCCGGUUCUGUCCAAUUCUUGAAUCAGCUCAAGCCAAAGCCGAGCCGAUUGAUCUCCAGGACUUGAUACUCCGGCUCACAUUUGAUAACAUUUGCGGGUUGGCUUUCGGAAAGGACACGAAAACCUGCGCGCCGGGGCUGCCUGAGAACAGUUUUGCGACGGCUUUCGACCGAGCCACCGAAGCAUCGCUCCAAAGGUUUAUUUUGCCGGAGUUUCUGUGGAAGCUGAAGAAAUGGCUUGGACUGGGCCUAGAAGUCAGUUUGAGCCGAAGCUUGGAAGAAAUGGAUGGAUAUUUAGCCAAGGUCAUUAAUACACGUAAGCAGGAACUGAUGAGUCAGCAAGAGAGUGGACACGACGAUCUCCUCUCGCGUUUCAUGAUGAAGAAGAAAGAAGCGUACAGCGACACUUUCCUCCAACACGUGGUGCUUAACUUCAUCCUAGCUGGACGUGACACGUCAUCAGUUGCGCUGAGCUGGUUCUUCUGGCUCAUCACGAUGCAUCCGACCGUCGAGGAACAAAUCGUCCGCGAGAUCUGCUCCGUUCUGAUCGAGACACGUGGCACUGAGAACAACGCCGCGUCUUGGACGGAGGAGCCGUUAGGUUUUGACGAGAUCGACCGACUAGUUUACCUGAAGGCGGCGCUCUCGGAGACGCUCAGGCUCUACCCGUCGGUGCCGGAAGAUUCGAAGCACGUGGAGAACGACGACGUUUUACCUGACGGGACUUUCGUGCCGGCGGGAUCUUCCGUGAGUUACUCGAUAUACGCGGCGGGGAGGAUGAAGUCGACGUGGGGAGAAGAUUGUCUCGAGUUUAUCCCGGAGAGAUGGAUCUCCCCCAUCGACGGCAAAUUCAUCAACCACGAUCAAUAUCGAUUCGUGGCAUUCAACGCAGGACCAAGGAUCUGCCUCGGAAAAGAUCUUGCAUAUCUUCAGAUGAAGACCAUCGCGGCGGCGGUGCUUCUACGUCACCGGAUCACGGUGGUUCCGGGACACAGAGUGCAGCAGAAGAUGUCUUUGACGCUUUUUAUGAAGAAUGGGCUUCUGGUUAAUCUGCAUAAGAGGGAUCUCGAAGGAACCAUAAAGAGUCUAGUGGUGGCGAAGGGUGACGGUGUCGUCAGCGGCAAAUGUGACGGCGUCGCUGUUUGAUGGAUGACCGUAAGCAAUAGAAGUUACGUUGGCUUAAAGCUGAUUACGUCUCUGAUUUAUAAACACAUUUUUUUUAUUCCAAAGAAGAAAAAAAAAACAUGUUGGACAGAAAUACGAUUAAUGGUUUUAAAUUUGUUCAAUAUGAAACUGUAAGCAUAUACAUUUCAAUAAUAUUUUUCUGGCUUUGUUUUGUUUA